GGAGGCUCCCGCUCGCGGUACUUGAGCUGCCGGCCGGCGUGAUCGGGUUCUCAGAUCGGAUCCGACCGGAUUCCCCACGCAUCUCCUCGAAGCAGAUCGACGCCGGUUCGCCGCAGGUGACCGCAUGACUUCUCCCGGCGUGACUCCAGACACUGAGCUGGACAUGAAGGACGUGGAGCUGAACGAGAUGGACCCCGAGAAGCAGCCCAUGAACGCCUCCUCCCCGCUGGCCGGCUCCCCGGGCAGCCUGGGCGAGAAGAACGGGGCGGUGAAAGUGAAGAUGGAGGAGGACGCGGAGGACGCCGAGCCGGCCGCCAAGUUCACCGGCCUGUCCAAGGAGCAGCUGCUCCAGGUGGCCGGCACCCCCGGCUGGGUGCGCACCCGAUGGGCCCUCCUUGUCCUCUUCUGGCUGGGCUGGCUGGGCAUGCUGGCCGGGGCCGUCGUCAUCAUCGUCCAGGCCCCCGGGUGCAAGGAACUGCCCAAGCAGGACUGGUGGCAGAAAGGGGGCAUCUACCGCAUCCUGCAGGUGGAGGGCUUCCAAGAUUCGGGCAGCGACGGCACCGGAGACCUGGCAGGUGUGAAAGAAAGGGUGAGUUAUUUAAGCACUCUGAAACUGAAAGGUUUUGUGAUUGGGCCUCUCCAUGUUAACACCAAGGACCAGCCAAACGGCACUGACCUCCAAGCCAUUGACAAGAAACUGGGCACGAUGGAAGACUUCCGAGAUGUCUUGCAGGCUGCAAAGAAAAAAAGUUUAAAAGUUAUCUUGGACCUGACCCCCAACUAUCGUGGCCAGUUACCAUGGUUUACCCAAGACGUGUGGCUCCAAACCAAUUUCCAGAAUAAAAUGACAGAAGCAAUCAAGUUUUGGCUGCAGGAAGGGGUGUCUGGAAUCCAGAUCGGAAGCAUUGAGCAACUAAACGAUUCCCAACUCUUGAGCGAGUGGAAGAAUUUAACGGAACAAUAUAAUGUUGACGGUCAGGCGAGGGUGCUGAUUGCAAUGUCAGGUCGAAAAGAUGCUCAAGGGGUGUUUUCCCUUCUCAACGAAAUCACGGGGGCCGAUCUGCUAGCCAGCCAGUACCUUCAGGGGCUAGUCAAAGCUGCUCAAGAUGACAUUGAACCAGGAUACGCUGCGCAGAAACUGAUCAAAGAUUAUAUCCAAGUAGCAGGAAGCAGGUGGCCCAGCUGGAGCGUGAGCAGACCUGAUAUUGGGCACUUGGCCAAAUCUUCGGGGGAGCAGCUGCUCCGGCUAUACCAUCUGCUCCUCUACACCCUGCCAGGGACCCCUUUCACAGAUUACGGAGAUGAAAUUGGCCUCCGGGAUGCACUGGUGCAGCCUGCAGCAUCCAGCAUCACACGCAUGCAGUGGGACAACACGGCGAACUACGGAUUCUCAAAAGGGGCGCAGCAGGAGGCUGACCCCGUAGGCAGUAACAUCACUGUGCAGGCUCAACAGGGCCACAAGGGGUCCAUCUUGACCCUCUUCCAACAGCUGAGCGAACUCCGAGGCAAGGAACGCUCCCUCCUACACGGUGAAUUUUUCGUGGUCCAGAGCUCCAGCCCGUCGGUCUUCUCCUACCUUCGGAUGUGGGACCAGAACAAGCGCUUCCUGGUGGUGCUCAACUUCUCCCCCCGUGAAAGCCCCGUCUCCCUCCUUCACCCUCUCCUCCCCUCCCAAGCAGAGGUGGAGCUCAGCACCCAUCCCAGCCGGGAGGAGAAACAGCUGGACCUGCCGAACCUCAAGCUGCAUCCUUUGGAAGGGCUGCUCCUCAGCUUCCCGUACGUGGCCUAGCUGGUCUUCUUCCCACGGAAGUCCGCGUCAACCUUCGGAAGCAGAUGGCCUCCCGUUUUCUGGAAAGAAGGAACUCGAGCCGAGGGUGGCCUCUGCCGUCUCGCCUGAACUUACUAACCUCCUCCUUUUCUUUCUGCCGGUCUUUGUAACCCCGUAGCACGGCCUUUCCAGACCCCAGACUCCGGCUCCCACCCUCAGCUGACCGGGAGAAAGUCCUGGCUGGAACCGGUGGGGCCUGACGCACCUGGAGGCUGCAGCUGGCCAAGGUGGCUUCAGUUCCAUGUACGUUCCUGGAUCUGCCAAUAUUGUCCCCCAAGAUCUGAUGUCAGCAGAUCCACACACCGUCUAGCAGACAGAGGCAGACUCGAGCCUCCGUCGUCUCGGGCUGCAGCCUGGAGCUGAUGGGGUUCAACCCAGAGAUAAUCCAGUGGGAAACCUUUGUGUUGUCCUAGUGCUAGCACACAGGCCAGACCUUUGGACGAGUGGGACCAUGGGUACAGUUUCCCCAGUUGCACUGCCGGCCCAUUUUGAGUUGGUGGGUCUGCACUUUUCGGCUCCACGUUCUUCCCCAAUCACUAGCUGAGUUUCAUCCUGUCUGCGUCUGGCCCUCCUGAAGAUGUUCUGUCGGCCUAAACCUAACAGAGUGUGCAACCACCUUCUUUGGCGUGGAACAGGUUUUAAUAAAUGUCUCUUUCCGC
Molecule: messenger RNA, 2487 nt
Organism: Candoia aspera
Lineage: Eukaryota; Metazoa; Chordata; Lepidosauria; Squamata; Candoiidae
Gene: SLC3A2
Product: solute carrier family 3 member 2
Exons: 10
Coding region: 125-1789 (554 amino acids)
Biological process (GO): L-alanine import across plasma membrane; carbohydrate metabolic process; L-leucine import across plasma membrane
Cellular component (GO): basolateral plasma membrane; apical plasma membrane
Molecular function (GO): aromatic amino acid transmembrane transporter activity; L-alanine transmembrane transporter activity; L-leucine transmembrane transporter activity
Source: RefSeq, a predicted model, not a curated record